This is a messenger RNA of Carya illinoinensis, 1587 nucleotides long. RefSeq lists its product as uncharacterized. The record is from RefSeq and is a predicted model, not a curated record. The transcript is spliced from 2 exons. Gene Ontology annotation, molecular function: glycosyltransferase activity. Lineage: Eukaryota; Viridiplantae; Streptophyta; Magnoliopsida; Fagales; Juglandaceae. The coding region runs from base 725 to 1498 and encodes 257 amino acids.
GUGGAACAAUAAAUUUAUGCUAGCGAUAUCAAUUGCGAGUCGAACCCACCCCUUAAUGCGAAGUCGCAAACUCGAAAAUGUAUCUCACUCCCCACCAAAAUAAGAACCAGAUAAAGAGCAACUACUUUUGUUUAAUUCUUUUGGAAUCCCAAUUUCGAGAUUGCAACUCUUUCGUCACUCACCUUGAGCUAACUGAUGAAUGGGGAAAGAAGGCGCAAAGCCUAAUCAAAAGGAAGAGUUCAGUCUACUCAACCAAGCUCAUUAUAGGCGUCUUUCUACUGCUUUUUGUUCUCGUCCUUUUCCGCACAGAAACCUCCCCUUUCAAGUCUUCUUCUUCGCCCUCUGCUGCUUCUUGGGUUUUCUUCGAGAAAUGGAGAGGAAUGGUACUUGGUACCAACCAAGUUCGGAAUCCCUCCAAUAUAACGAACACUCUUGCCUCAAAGCUCCGAGACUCGGUUACUUUCCUUCCCUUGAAAGACCUCAGAUUUGCUGAAACAGCUAUGACAGGGAACGCGUGGUUUAUGAGCUCCUUGAAUGAUACCUACGAGAAAAACGAAGCAGAGCACCUAUACUUCCCUUCACAAACAUCCAAGGGAAGGCUUCUGUGUAUUAACGGGCAACUCUGCCGAUGGCUCCGAAAAUUCGUACGGCCUGGCAUGGCCAGAAAGUCUUCCGGAAUCCGCAGUGUUCAUGAAGGGCUUGACCUUUGUGUCAGACACUUGCUAUGAAAAUUUAUGGCAUGGGGUGUGCACUGUGGCUCCAUUUGUUGGUUGGUCCAUCAAAAAAUGGCUGCUUGAGACCAACAAGAUGGGUGUUGUUUCAUUAUGGACCUUACUGUUUCGAGAGGGCGGUGGUGAUGAGGCAUAAUUUGGGGAGCAUGGGGAAGGAGAAGAGGCUUCAGGGUUUCGAUUUAUUGAGAUGUAAAGCAAGGGGUUUUUGCAGCAUAAACCAGGUUGGUAGGGAAAGAGAAGUCAAUGAAAAAGGGGAGCCAAUCAUAAGGGUAACUUUCCUAAUGAGGAGAGGUUCGAGAUCAUUCAAGAAUGCAACUGCGGUGAUCGACAUAUUUGCAAGGGAGUGUGCGAGGGUGGAGGGAUGCUUGCUGAAGGUGAGAGUUAUGAGUUACACCGACAUCGUUGCAUCGCCUCAUGGAGCUCAGCUAACAAAUAUGCUCUUCAUGGAUAGAAGUAGCAGCAUAAUGGAAUUUUUCCCCAAAGGAUGGUUGGAACACGCAGGCAUAGGCCAGUAUGCACAUCACUGGAUGACAGAUCUAUCUGGGAUGAAACACCAGGGUGCCUGGUGGGAACCAAUAGGCGAAAAGCAAUGCCCAUUUCCCCAACAAGGUCCGAGCUGCUUUGACUUCUACAAAAAUGGCCGAGUUGGUCACAACGAAACCUUCUUUGCAGAGUGGACAAGAACCGUACUCAAACAAGUCAGACUAAGCAAAUUGGAUGAAGCCACCAAGAUUGCACCACUGAAAUCAAGCGCUUGUCUUUGCUAGUUGUCAUUUCCCUUCUUACAGACUUGAAGAGUACUCACUUGUGACAUUGGUUUCUUUUGAUUUAGAGAUCAAGCAAUUCCUUCUAUGCG